AUGGGGAUCGAUGACAUUAGCGACGAUGAGCUGGAGCUGCUGAUGCAGCAGGUGGACGAACAGCAGCAGCAGCAGCAACAGCAGCGGCAGCAGCUUCAACAACAGCAGCAGCAGCAGCAGCAGCAGCAGCAGUUCGGCCACCUGCAACGGUCUGGUCAGCAGCAACAGGCGCAGCAGCUCGAGCAGCAUCUCAACGGCACGCUGCCUGGUCACGAUCGGCAGCAUGCAUGGCCAAUCCCGCAGCAGCAGCAGCAGCAGCAGCAGGAGGAGGAAGAGCAGUGGCGCCCGGGCCCUGACGCCUGGCUGCGGCUCAACGAGCAGCAGCGCGCCGCGGCAACGGCGGCCAAGGACGAGCCACUCCUGAUUCUGGCUGGGGCGGGCACCGGCAAGACCACCACGAUCGUGGCGCGCAUCCUCUACCUCAUACACGAGGCGGCUCUUGAGAUGGAGGAGAGGCUCAUCGAGGAGGGGAUGCCGGCUGGCGGCGGGGGCGUGACGGCCUGCACGUUCCAUUCGCUGUGCUUCAAGCUGGUCAAGACAUACUUCAGGGCCCUCGGGUUUUUGGCGCCGCCAGUGGUGUGGACAGGCGCCGAUCAAAAGGAGGCAGUGCGGGUGGCCAUCAGGGAGGCGCGCACCCGCAAGGCGCGUGUUGACCUGGCGCUGAUGCUCGACCUGCCCCAGCCGGAGCUCAAGACGUGGCCAGACAUCGCCAGGGCGGUCAGGGACCUGCACCCAGCGCUACAUGCCAGGUGGCUGCAGAAGGCAUCCAAGGUGCGAGAAGAUGCAGCGGCGGCCGCCAAGGCCAAGGUCGAGAAGCAGAGGCAGCAGCAGCAACAGCGGCAGCAGGGAGGGCGCGGCAAGAAGCGCGCGGCGCCUGCGGCGGCAGCCAGUGGCGAGGCGCAGCAGCAAGGGGGCGAUGCUCAGCAGCAGCAGCCGCAGCAGCAGCAGCAGCAGCAGCAGCAGCAGCAGCAGCAGCAGCAGCACAAGGGCGGCGCGCAGCCUGGCGUCAGCGGGAAGCGGCGGAAGCUGUCAGAAGCUGCGGCGGACCCUCGGCAGCAGAGGCUGAGCUUUGUCAAGCGGGAGCAGCAGCCGGCGUCGACUGCUGGCAGCUCGGGGCACGAGCGGUCCGUCCUGCAGCCGCAGCCGUCUGGGGGUCACUCGGAAGCGACGCACCCGCACGCUGCGGCGUGCACCACCUCGACCAUGCCGCCGCCGGCACUGCCGCUGCCGGCAGCCGUGAAACCGGAAGGUUUGGGGCACGAGCGACAGCAGCAGGUCAGGCACGGCGAGCCGGGCCAGGGGAAUGCCCUUCAUGAGCGUGUGAAGCAGGAGGGCGCAAACCAGGUGCAGCAGCAGCAGCAGCAGCAGCAGCAGCAGCAGCAGCAGCAGCAGCAGCAGCAGCAGCAGCAGGGGCUAGCACAGGGGCAGUCGCUGCCUGCGUUGGAGCGGAAGGGCACCGGGCAGGAGCAGCAGCAGCAGCAGCAGCAACAGCAGCAGCAGCAGCAGCAGCAGCAGCAGCAUGAACAGCGGCAAGGGCAGCACCAGGGCGCGGCGGCAGGCAGUGGGUCGCAGCAACAGGCGGGCGAGCAGGGAGGUGGCGGCGGCGGUGGACGAGACGAGGAGGUUGAUCUGGCCUUCUCAAUAUUCGGCGUCCACUCGAGCGUCAAGGAGCGAGAGCUGCUUUACGAGGAGGUUCGGGGCGCGCUGCGGCCGGAUGGCGAGGACGUGCUGCUGGGGGGCAAGGUGGUGGUGAAGGAGCUCAAACAGAAGCUGGACUGGCUGUCCAAGGCCAAGACGGCCGGCAACGGGCCCGAGGAGUUUGGCGGCCACGAGAACGGCGCCCUCUACCAUGCAUACCAGAGCACUCUGAGGCGCUGCAAUGCGGUGGACUUUGAUGACCUUCUGCUGAUGGGGCGCCGCCUCAUGACAGAGGAGGGCUUUGAGAGGAUCGCCGACAGGGUGCGCUCGCGAUACUCCCACCUGCUGGUCGACGAGUACCAGGACUGCAACUCUGUGCAGAUUGACCUGGUCAACGGGCUGCAGCAGGCGGCGCGCCAUGUCACCGUUGUGGGCGAUGACGCACAGUCCAUAUACAGGUUCCGGGGGGCGGAGCCGCGCGUGUUUGGUGUUUUCAAGGAGGGCUACGGCCACGCCGGCCUCCAGAAGAUGCUCAUCCUGCGCGUGGCUGAGGCCGUGCUGGAGGGCGUGAAGCUUGAGGCGAAGGAGCUGCGGCCGCACAAGACGGGCGUGGGGGAGCCCGUGGUCCUGGUCGAGGCCGGCACUGAGAAGGACGAGGCCGACUGGGUCGCGCAGCAAGCGGUCGAGCUGCACAAAUCUGGGGUGCCCUACAGCUCCAUGGCGGUGCUGCUGCGCUGCUUCAAGCUGGGCGGCGCCAAAUCCCACACGCCGCUGCAGGCGUCGUUCGCUCGGCUGCGCAUCCCCUUUGUGCUGGUCAAGGACACGGGCCUGUUUGAGCGGGCCGAGGUUGUAGACGUCAUCGCCUACCUCAGGCUGGCCCUGAACCCUGCCGAUGACGCCGCGUUCCUGCGCGUCCUCAACAAGCCCCCGCGCCGCCUGGGGCCGGCGCUGGUGGAGCGGCUGCAGCAGGAGCAGAGGGUACGGCUGGGUCAAGCAGACGAGCAGCAGCUCGUCGCCCAGCAGCAACAGCAGCAGCAGCAGCAGCAGCCGCAGCCGCAGGGGCCGGAGGGGGCGUGCCUGCUGCACAUCGCGCGCGACAUGCUGAGCGGGGGCGCCGUCGCGCCGGCGCACCGGCGAUCGCUUUCUGAGUUUGUGGCGAUGGUCGCUGACCUGUCAGCUGACGUCAUGGGGCUCCCGCCGGACGGCGCGGUGCUGCGGGCGCUGGAGCUGUCGGGUCUGCCGCGGUUUCUCAGGGAUCAGAAGCGGCGGCGGCGGGAGAAGGCGCGGCAGGGGGACGUUGCGGCGGAAAUGGCGGCCGCGGCGGGAGGCGAGGAGGAGGAGGGCGAAGGUGAUGAAGAGAAGGGAGAGGAGGGGGGGAACAAGAGGGGCGAAGAGGAGGAGGAUGAGAGCGAGCAGCGGGGCGGCGGCCGCGAGCACGGCGGGGCGGCGGGCAGCGGGGCAGGCAGCCGGGGCGGGCUGCGAGGACGAGCGCGGUCGGGGCGGGCCGGCGGCGGCGGCGGCGCGGACGCGAGCAGUGGGGACGAGGGGGACGAGGGGGAUGACAGCGAGGAGGAGGGCGGGGAGGUCGAUUUUGGCAGCGGAAGCGGCAGCGGCGGGGAGGAUGAUGGCGGCGGCGGCGGCCGCUGGCGCCCCGGCCAGGUCGGCGGUUCGGCCGAGGCGGCGCGCCGGCAGGCGGCGCGGGAGGCGCGCAAGCAGCUGCUGGUGACGAUGCCGCUGCGCGCGCUGUACUACGAGGCCCGGGCCUUUGCCGAAGACCGCCUUGAGAGCCUGGGGGAGGCCGCUGAGCUCGCCGCCGCCGCCGCCGCGCGCCGCGAGGCCGCGCGGCGGCGGGCAGCUGCGGCCGCGGAGGGGCCGUCGCAGGACGAAGGCGGGGCGCAGCGGGGGGAGCCGCAGCAGCAGCAGCAGCAGGAGCAGCAGCAGAAUGCUCAGGAAAUGCAGCCGCGCGACGGAGCACACAGGGCGCCGGAGGAGCCCGGCGCCAUGGUGCCCAGCCUGUUUGUGCUGGCGGCCGAGGCGGUGCAGGGGCUGUGGUCGCCGCGGGAGCUUCUGGCGAUGGGGUUUCCGCAGCAGCUGCUGGAACACAUGUAUGGGGUCUUUGGCAAGGGCCACGGUGCUGUGCGGGAGCUAGUGGCCCACGCCUCCCUGGCGCGGGAGCUGGCGCUGGCGGAGAAGUACCGCAGAGCAAAGCCCGGCAGGCGGCAGCAGGGGCAGCAGGAGGAGCAGGAGCAGCAGCAGGGCGGCGGCGAGGAGGGGCAGCAGCGGGACGGCGGGCGGGGUCAGGGGGCCAAGGAUGGCGCCGUCACCAUCAGCACCAUCCACGCCGCAAAGGGUCUCGAGUGGGACGUGGUGUUUAUGCCACGCAUUUAUGCCGGGUUCCUUCCGCUCGAUUACAGGCCGUCAAAGGAUGCCGCGCUGGAGGAGCAGUUAGAAGAGGCGAGGGAGCACUACGGAGAGGAGAGCCGGCUGGGCCACGUGGGCGUGACGCGCGCGCGCGAGCGGCUGUUCCUGUCCUACCCGCGGGUCCUGGAUGACUGGGUGAUCGAGGACCAAGACGGCUGCAAGCAGCGCGUGCGCGGCGCGAUCCUGCGGCCCCCUGCGUUGAGCCUGCCGCCCGAGAGCGAGCGGCUGCCGGCCCGCAGCCUGCUGGAGGACGACGGCGGGCCGGUGCUGGUGAGGACGGUGCUGCCUCGGAGCGCGGGCGAGGAGGAGAAUCAGCUGCAUUCGGCGAUCGACCUGCGCGUGCGGCAGCGGAAUGCGAAUCUCAGCGGAUGGAGCUUGAGUGAGCCGCAGGCCGCCGGCUCCCCCGUGCAGCACCAGCAGCAGCAAGGCGGCGCGGAAGACGGCAGAUGCGCCGCCGCGCAGCCGCAGCAGGCGCCGCCGCCGCACCAGACGCCGCGGGGCGUGCGCUGGGCCGACAGCGACGCUGCUGCGGGCCAGCCCGCGGGCGCGGAGAGCGUCACCUGCGGCGAAGCCGGCGACAGGCAGCAGGCCGGCGGGCCGGCAUCGGUCUCCGGCUCCGCCGGCGUCGCAAGCACUCCCGGCGGCGGCGGCGGGGGCGUGGGUGGCGCCGGGGGCCGCGAGAUCGUCGCGACCGGCGGCCGGCGGCCGCCGCUGCCGGAGUCCGGGAGCGCCCAGUUGGACAAGUACUUGCUAUACCUGCUGAAAGGGGAGCACCCACACAAAUUCCUGUGCGUCGCAGGGGCGGAGGUCCACAGGUACUAUCCAGGCUGGGGCCUGCCUGAUGACGCGUGCGCGGCUGUUGGGGAGUUUCUGCGUCUGGACCGCCGCAUACGCGUGGCCACGCUGUCUGGCAACAGGAUCGGCGAUGAUGGGGCGGAGCUGCUGGCUGGCGGUCUCUCCUCCAACCGCACCCUGCUGUGCCUUGACCUGAGCUCUAACAAGAUAGGGGACGCGGGGGCGCUGGCCAUCGCGCAGGCGCUCAGCGGCAACGGCAGCAGCGCUCUGGCGGAGCUCAACCUGAACCAAAACUGCAUAGGCGACGAGGGCGCCGAGGCGCUGGCCGCGGCGGCGGCGUCCUGCCGCCACCUGAAAAAGGUGCAUCUCGCUGGCAAUGGGAUUGGUGCGGCGCAGCUGAAGGUGGUGGCGCAGGCCCUGAAGACCCGCGAAUACAGAGUGCCCCCCACCAAGGGCGGCAGCUCCGGCGGCCUCGGGCCCCCCGCCCCCAGCCCCCGCGCCGCCGAGCGCCCCGUGAGCGGCGCGGCGGCGUCGCUGACCGCCGCGGCCGGCGGCCUGCUGCGGCGCAUCCAGUCUCACAAGCGGGACCCCUCGGUGCUGCAGUUUGACAUCGAACUCACUGACUCUGAGGACAUGCUGAGUCGCAGCGCCCAGCUGCUGCGGCUGCGGCCGGCGGCGGUCGUCGCGUCGCUGUGCGAGGCGGCGUGCCACCUGGAGAGCAGCAUCGCAUCUCAUUGCUCGUUCAUCUUAUCAGAGCUCGAAUCAGAGGCGGCUGGCGUCACUGGCAGCAGCCCCCCGGGCGACGCCGGGGGUCCCGGGAGCCGGGGCGACGCGGAGGCGUCGGGGGCGGCGGCCGCGGCGGCGCAGCCGCAGCGGGUGCUGCCUCGGCUGGCGGUGCGGCUGGCGCGGCUGGGUUACGUAGUGCACGUGCGCUGCGCGGCUGCGGCGGCGGCGCAAGGGGGCAACGGCAGUGCUGUGCAGGCGGGGCAGCAGCAGCAGCAGCAGCAGCAGGAGCAGCAGCAGCAGCAGCAGCAGCAGCAGCAUCCCCAGCAGGGGCAGCAGGGGCAAGAGGUGCAUAACGAUAUCAAAGCCAGGCAGCCGCCGGGGCAGCCGCAAUCAAAGCCGCAGCCAGGACAGCAGCAGCACGGCGAGCCGCCGCCGAUGGCCGUGGCACAGCAGCAGCAGCAGCAGCAGCAGCAGCAGCAGCAGCAGCAGCAGCAGGCGCCCAACGCACCCCAGCAGCAGCCCGUCGCAGCCGCCGCCGCCGCCCCGGCGCCGCCGGGGCGCCACGCGUUUUUGGUGGUGCAGCAACCGGACGAGCUGGCGUCGGCGAUAGUGGUGGACCCGGAAUUCGCCGCGCACUUUGCGCUGCCCUCUGCCGACCAGCGCUACCAAGACGUUAUUGCCGCGCUGCCCCGCGUGCUGGUGAUUCAGGAGUCGCGCCUCUUCUUCCUAAUCGAGGCCCUCUGCUCGGAGAUGGGCGCCGCCUUCGAAGCCCUGGGGCGCCCGCUCCCGCCCUGGCGCUGCCUCGACCCCGUCGUCGCCAGGUGGCAGCCACGGCGCUUUGUGGAUGUCCCGGUGGGAGACCCAUUGGAGGGCGCAGCCCGCGGGCGCGCGUCGCUGGCAGGCGGGGACGCGGGCGUGUCGGCGCUGGCAGAGGCGCUCGCGGCGCACGGCAUCUGCUGA
This is a messenger RNA of Monoraphidium neglectum, 6540 nucleotides long. Its product is annotated as DNA helicase II / ATP-dependent DNA helicase PcrA. The record is from RefSeq and is a predicted model, not a curated record. The coding region runs from base 1 to 6540 and encodes 2179 amino acids. Gene Ontology annotation, cellular component: nucleus. Lineage: Eukaryota; Viridiplantae; Chlorophyta; Chlorophyceae; Sphaeropleales; Selenastraceae. Gene Ontology annotation, biological process: recombinational repair. Gene Ontology annotation, molecular function: ATP binding; hydrolase activity; DNA binding. The transcript has 30 exons.